Messenger RNA from Pecten maximus, 2579 nucleotides. Its product is annotated as hydrolethalus syndrome protein 1 homolog. The transcript has 10 exons. The record is from RefSeq and is a predicted model, not a curated record. Gene Ontology annotation, cellular component: non-motile cilium; centriole. Gene Ontology annotation, biological process: cilium assembly. NCBI's taxonomy places the organism in Eukaryota, Metazoa, Mollusca, Bivalvia, Pectinida, Pectinidae. The coding region runs from base 146 to 1132 and encodes 328 amino acids.
GCCCCUUACCACACACACAAAGACUGUUUACAAGAAUGGAGGACAACAUUUGAAACUGACAGUGCCGAAACAUACAUAUAACACACUUUAGGUAUCUAAAAAGAUUGUUGCAAGGUUUUGCAAAAGAAACCAUUCUUGAGAUAAGAUGGAUUUGGAAGAUGAAGCUGAUUUCACUGAUGAUGAGAUCAGAUAUGAAUUAUCAAAACUAGGAUACAACAAUGUGCCUGACACCAGAUUGAAAGAAUUUAAGAAAGAUCUUAAAGUGUUAAUUCAGCAUGAGUACAGCAAAGAAAGUUCACAAAACAACAGUAUCCUAUCACAUCAUGCUCCGGACGAAUCAGCUUCAACCAAUGGUUUUCCACACGGCUAUAAUAGGAGUCCUUUAGAAGAGUCACAACAAAGACCUACAACACAAGAUUCCUGGAGGAUACCCAAUCACCAAAGAGGUAAGGAGAACAGGUAUGACCUUGGGACUGACCCAAUCCUGAGGAAACCUCUUGGUCCAGCCCCAAAACAUAUAGGUGGGAACUUUUCCAUGUAUGACUCAACAACAGAUACCUCACACCUCCAGCAUAGGGAUGAUGUAUCAGACACGGAUACUGAGCGCAGAAUGGUCAAACGUAAAGUGUUAAGGAAAAAAGAUGAUGGUUCUAAAGUGAUAGACGAGUCAAUGAGUGAUAUAGGUAGUAUACUUGACCUGGAUGAGAGACUGCGGGACCUUGGCAUUGAUGAUGACCGAACAUCUCGACGACCUCAAUCCUCAAGAGAAGUGCCUCCGUACAGAUUGUCUGCUGAUGACCAGCGUCCAGCCUCAGUUAUCCUUAGGUCAGCUAAACAUCCUCACACAAAGAAUCUCCGUAAGUCGGAUCCCGUGGCACGGUAUCAGCAGUUCCAACAAAGCUGGUCUCACCAGAAGGCUCCUGGUGAGAAGGUACAUAAAAAUCUGCGCUGGAACAUCCGAGAACACAUGCUUAACCAGGAUCAGGUGUUAGAGAAGAAAUCCCAAAGAGUGUUUGUGCCUAACAAGUAUGUGGUACCUACAGACAAAAAGAGACGAGAUUUGAGGUGGCAGAUACGUAUGGACAUUGCUCAAGGGCAGAUGCCACCUCAUGGGUUCUAUCAUGAAUAUUGACAACUUAUCAAGUUGUAUUAAGCUCAUUUUCAUAGGUCAUGUGUCAUGAUGCCAAACACACAUAAUAGCAGACUCGGACAAGUGAUCACCCGUGUCAUCACCUCUCAUGGUUCUAACACCUGAUUGGUAGAUGUUAAAGUUGUGAUAUCUGAACCAUUCAGUGUGUAUUCCACGUCGCUUUUGGAUGUUAGCCAUCAAUGUAUUUGGUAGGAUUGAUAGAGUUCCAUUGUAAGAUGUGAGCCAAUGAUAUAUUCUAUAGGAUUGUUAGAUCUGAACCAUUCAACUCUAUGCCAGAUUUGGAUGUGUGUAAUGUAUUCUAUAGAAGUGCUAGGUCCGAUGAUUUACUAUGUACUGUGUUGGAAGGGUGUAAGGUAUUCUAUAGAAGUGCGAGGUCCGAACUGUCCAAUGUUGUACCCUGUACAGUGCUGGAUGUGUGUAGUGCAUUCUAUAGAAGUACUAGGUCCGAUGCUGUACUCUGUACAGUGUUGGGUGUGUGUAAUGAAUUCUAUAGAAGUGCGAGGUCCGAACUGUCCAAUGUUGUACUCUGUACAGUGUUGGAUGUUAGCAGUUGAUGCAGGAUUCAAUUCCAGCCUUGGAUCACAGGGUUCAAGCCAUUGAUUAACUGGUUUGUUCAGGGCUAUUAGAAUCUUUUUCUUACCAAUCAUGUCUUCUGCUGAAAUGCAUACACAAGAUGUUUAACAAAUUUUUCUAGUUAAUAAUGUUGGAUUGUGUUGAUUGCAUAGAUACAUUUUGUUUAAAUACUGUAGAUAUGUAUAUAUCGUAAACCAAUUCUGACCAUUUAAACCAGCAGAUUACUUUCUGUGUUUCAAAUCCCUUAUGUUGACAGAUUAUUAGUAACAAUGUCAUUAUAGCCAAUAUCCAACAAUUGAUGUUAACUUUUCAACCCUAAUUGACUGUAUAUAUGGACAAAACAUGACGAACCUAAGGCUGUAGUAGGAUAAAUCUUUACUUUUUGGAAGAAAAAAUUCAUCCAGUAUUACAUUGCAGCUUUGUAUUUGACAAAGACUAGCUUUCUUCUUUUGAGAUUAGAAACCAUUGACCUUUGUAUAUGAAAUGUGACCUUUGUAUAUGAAAUGUAGAACAGAAUGUUAUUGUAGCUAGUUAUAUAUAGACCAUCCCAUUAGAUAAAGGUGAACUUAUCACAGCCAUGUCAGAUACCUACCUGAUCUAAAUACCAGUGUGAGAGCAUUCCUGGACCAGUUAUAAAGAAUAAUGGUUAUGUAUAGUGUAGGCUUGUAUUAUGUGUAAAUUAGGUAAAUCAUGUUACAGAUCUAUAAUUAUUAUACAAUGAAAACUUACAUGUCAUUUUUCUGCUGUUUUUACUUGUGAAUAUUAAAUGUAAUUUAUUUUUUAAAGUGAAAUAAAUAAAUGUACUAUGUAUACAUACAAGAAUGUCUAUGAAGAAAAAUAAAAAUAUUGUAAAUAA